This is a messenger RNA of Fusarium oxysporum Fo47, 2157 nucleotides long. RefSeq lists its product as uncharacterized. The transcript has 3 exons. The record is from RefSeq and is a predicted model, not a curated record. NCBI's taxonomy places the organism in Eukaryota, Fungi, Ascomycota, Sordariomycetes, Hypocreales, Nectriaceae. The coding region runs from base 1 to 2157 and encodes 718 amino acids.
AUGAAGAAGCUCUCUGGCUGGAGAAAGACGGCUCUUUACCUUACCAUUCUCGCAACAAUCCUCACGACCUUCCUAGUCACAGCUCUUAUCAUAUCCCUUCAUGUCAUCAACGGCGGCGGAGCAUCUAUCUUUGGAGAAACCGCAAUCCUGAGCGGUUCAUGCGAUAGAGUCUCACGUGCAAAUCUAUGGAUCCAUCUCGCCAUCAACGUUAUCGGAACAGGCGUCCUCGGCUCAUCAAACUUCUUCAUGCAAGUCCUCGUUGCUCCAACGAGGCAUGAUGUCGAUCGCGCCCAUGCUUCAAAGCGCUGGGUAGAAAUUGGCGUCCAUUCCAUUCAUAACUUUCGCUUUCUUUCGAAGCGUCGGGUUUUCCUUUGGGCGCUCUUCUCCCUUACCAGUAUUCCUCUACAUUCGGUCUUCAACGGUUCUGUCCUCGAGUCCAAGGCUACGAAUGGAUUUGUGGCCAUCAUGGUCUCGGAGACUUUUCUCAAUGAUGCAAGAUUUACCCUUCCGUCUGUGACGACAUCAUCUAACUACACAUAUGCUCUAAACAGUGAGAGCACCCCCAACAAAACUAUCAGGAGUAUCAAGAGUUCUCUAAAUGAAGAGUCCUGGGAACGCUUAGAAUUCCAAGACUGUAUGCGACGCUAUAAUGAUCUUGAAGUCCUCAUGCUGAAUCACCGGCAUGUCGUUAUGGUCAUGAGCAAUCAGAACAACACGCCUAGCUCUCAAUGGACUCGAGCCAAUGUUGUCAAAGAAGAUAAUGGCUGGGACGACCAAGAUGCACCAAAUUCCCUCUGGUUCGCAGGCCGGUACAAUCGGUUCAAAAAUUCACGGGGUCUCAUCACAAAUUCUACGAAUAAUAAUACAGUACUUGGUUACUAUAUGCAGCUCGACCCAGACACUGGAGCCCUCUACAUGAACGAAACAAAGUAUGAGCCCGCAUUUCGAACUAUGAAGGUUGACUAUUGUCUCUCCGAAAUCUUUCACGCUCCCUGUCGACUGAGCAUUGUACAUCCUCUUCUUCUUAUUGUCUGCAUCAUGUGUAUCUCCAAGUGCCUAUUAUGUUCUUAUACCUUGAAAGUCAGAUCUUGGAGUACUGAAGAGCCUCUCAUGACUGUCGGGGACGCAAUUUCUUCUUUCAUUGCCAAGCCGGAUACUUGCACAAAGGGAAUCUGCACACUCGAUGCUGAGGACCUGCAUAUGAAACUUAAUCCAGAGAGAGCACUCGGCAGCUCGCGGCCAUGGAAGAAGAAACAGGUGUUAGCUGGGAAUGCAGUAAACCCGGGGAUUUGGAUCCUUUCUUACAUGCUUAUCGGAAGUCUGUUAGUUCUUGGAGGGCUCCUCCUUGCACCUGCGCUGCAGACGCAGUCUUUGCGAGAGUCGCGAUUCGCACAUCAUCAGAAAAACGCCGACGUCAACGAUGUGGGGCUCAAGUCAGCAUCACUGCUUGGUCUUACCAUGAUAUCUAAUACACCUCAACUCCUAUUAUCUCUAUGUUACAUGACGUUGAAUGGGUUGAUAACUCGAAUGCUUGCCGAGUUGGAAUGGGCUAGCUAUGCGGUUAGCUUCAAGGCUUUGAGGGUGACUAACCCUAGGGGUGACCAACGAUCAACAUAUCGACUGCAACUCCCUUACCGCUGGUCCAUUCCACUACUUGCAAUUAGUAGUAUACUGCACUGGGUUUAUUCCAACUGCUUCUAUUUGAGUAACUACGAAUUCUAUGACCCCAUGAUACCUUAUAAAAUCGCGGAAAUUGAUCGCGGUCUUCAAUUCUCAUCCGUGGCCAUUUUGAUCGGAUUUUCUAUAUCAGUAGUAAUCGCGCUGAGUCCUAUGAUUCUAGCAAAGCGCCAUCUGCCAGGCCAGAUGGUCCUAGGAGGAAGCAACUCCAAGGUCAUUUCGGCUGCUUGCCACUGCAUCCCCAUCAGUCCGAGCCAUGCAACAGGAAAAGCCGGCGCGAUUACUGUUCAUCCCUUGGAGAUAUCGGAAAGCGGGGGCAGCCCUUUGGAUUUGAUGAAGACAAUGAAACUGAGAUGGGGAGAGGUAUCAACAAUAAAUGCAGAGAGCGAGAUUGGUCAUCUUGCAUUUGGAGUUGAGGAGCAGGGAGUCGCAGCACCAAUCGAGGGAAAACACUACAGUGGAAGAGCUUGUGAUUCUUGA